Molecule: messenger RNA, 1876 nt
Organism: Apaloderma vittatum (bar-tailed trogon)
Lineage: Eukaryota; Metazoa; Chordata; Aves; Trogoniformes; Trogonidae
Gene: LONP2
Product: lon peptidase 2, peroxisomal
Exons: 9
Biological process (GO): protein processing; protein targeting to peroxisome; protein catabolic process
Cellular component (GO): peroxisomal matrix
Molecular function (GO): serine-type endopeptidase activity; ATP binding; ATP hydrolysis activity
Source: RefSeq, a predicted model, not a curated record
AUCGCCUUGAAAUCCGCGCAGCUCGAAUUCUUUUGGAUAAUGAUCAUUAUGCUAUGGAGAAGUUAAAGAAGAGAGUUUUGGAGUACUUAGCUGUCCGACAGCUUAAAAACAACCUCAAGGGACCCAUUCUUUGUUUUGUGGGGCCUCCAGGAGUUGGUAAAACUAGUGUUGGAAGAUCAAUUGCGAAGACCUUGGGUCGAGAAUUCCACAGAAUUGCUUUAGGAGGAGUCUGUGAUCAGUCUGAUAUUCGAGGCCACAGACGCACUUACGUUGGCAGUAUGCCUGGCAGAAUAAUCAAUGGACUGAAGACCGUUGGGGUUAACAAUCCUGUUUUCCUGUUAGAUGAGGUUGAUAAACUGGGGAAGAGCUUGCAGGGGGAUCCUGCAGCAGCCUUGCUUGAGGUCUUGGAUCCAGAACAAAACCACAGUUUCACCGAUCACUACUUAAAUGUAGCCUUUGAUCUGUCCCAAGUCCUUUUCAUAGCUACAGCCAACACUACAGCUACUAUCCCACCUGCUUUGCUGGACAGAAUGGAAAUUAUUCAAGUUCCAGGAUACACACAAGAAGAAAAAAUUGAAAUUGCACAUAGACACUUGAUUCCUAAACAGCUUGAACAACAUGGCCUGACUCCACAACAAAUACAGAUUCCUCAAGUAACCACUUUGGACAUAAUUACCAGAUACACUAGAGAGGCAGGAGUCCGCUCGCUGGAUCGGAAGCUGGGAGCUAUCUGCAGAGCAGUGGCAGUGAAAGUGGCAGAAGGACAGCACAAAGAAACAAAGCCAGAUCGUGCUGACGUGGGCGACGGAGAAGAUUGCAAAGAGCAUGUCACAGAAGACGCAAAACCAGAAUCCAUCAGUGACACAGCUGACCUGGCUUUACCACCCGAAAUGCCGAUUUUAAUUGAUUUCCAUGCUUUAAAAGAUAUCCUGGGCCCACCCAUGUAUGAAAUGGAGGUGUCUGAACGCUUAAGUCAGCCAGGAGUAGCCAUAGGCUUGGCCUGGACUCCUUUAGGGGGAGAGAUCAUGUUCGUAGAAGCAAGUCGCAUGGAUGGUGAAGGUCAGCUUACUCUGACUGGUCAACUUGGAGAUGUUAUGAAGGAGUCGGCACAUCUGGCAAUUAGUUGGCUGCGCAGCAAUGCAAAGCGAUACCAGCUGACCAAUGCUUCUGGAAGUUUUGAUCUCCUUGACAACACUGACAUCCAUCUGCACUUCCCAGCUGGAGCUGUCACAAAAGAUGGACCAUCUGCUGGUGUUACCAUAGUAACCUGUCUUGCUUCACUCUUCAGUGGGCGGCUGGUGUGUUCAGAUGUAGCCAUGACAGGAGAAAUUACACUAAGAGGCCUUGUUCUUCCAGUUGGAGGAAUUAAAGACAAAGUCCUGGCAGCACACCGAGCUGGACUGAAGAGAAUUAUCAUUCCGCAAAGAAAUGAAAAAGAUCUUGAAGAAAUUGCAGUGAACGUACGGCAAGAUUUGACUUUUGUUAUGGCGAGCUGUCUAGAUGAAGUUCUUAAUGCAGCUUUUGAUGGAGGAUUUGCAGUUAAGCCUGGAGUUGAGCGUUUCAACAGUAAACUUUAAGGAGACAGGCUGAGAUUACUUCUGUACCAAAUUUAAUAGAAAUCACUAUCAGCUAUAUAUGCAUCAGGUAUAAAUAUGAGCUAACUUGACUGUUUAAAUGGGGGUGUAAAUGCAAUCAAAACUAUUACUUCAGCAGCUAACAACUGAAAACCACCUUUUUAUGAGCAUUUGCUGCUUUUUACUCUCAUCAGCAAAGAAUCUUGGACAAAAAAUACUUGUUUCCUGUCAGAUUAAAGCAUGAACAAGCUGAAGCUGGUGAGAAAGAAUUCUUUAGCUUAUCUGGCAGAUGUAUACGUCAG